Molecule: messenger RNA, 1563 nt
Organism: Penicillium macrosclerotiorum
Lineage: Eukaryota; Fungi; Ascomycota; Eurotiomycetes; Eurotiales; Aspergillaceae
Product: Phosphatidylinositol 4-phosphate 5-kinase its3
Exons: 2
Coding region: 1-1563 (520 amino acids)
Biological process (GO): phosphatidylinositol metabolic process
Molecular function (GO): phosphatidylinositol kinase activity
Source: RefSeq, a predicted model, not a curated record
AUGCCGUCCUUCUCGAGCGAGUCCUACCAGACAACCACCACAACGGCCACGCAACCCCCCCGCUCGUUUGAAUCGCCGCACCGCAAGUCUCACGACAAGAGCUCUGUCGGAAACACAUUCCUGUGGACCAACUGGCCCAACGGCGAGACCAACGGCGAUGCCCACCCGAAUGACCGGCACUUGCUCACCAAUUUGAAGAACGGCAGUGCAUACUCCCUGAAUGGCCCCCGCUCUAGCAUCGGGUCUUAUACGCGCGAUCUGCCGCACUCCAAAGACAGUAGCAUGCAGUCGCUAGGAAAUGGCUCUGCCAGGGAUAUUCGGGAUGCUUCCCGGCCAUCGGCCAUGCUCGACCGGAAGUCUUCGGACGCUGGACCGGGAGCAGGUGUCGUGACAGCCACCUCCACGGCGAAUCAACCGGUCAAUGGCACCGCCCCGGCCUGGAGCCAUCGUGCUGGCCAGGGGAAGCCGUUGGCCAAUGGAGAUACCCACCGUCCCUCUGCAGAUGAACCUUCCAUCUCGGAUCGGGCGAUCAGCCCAUCAACCUCGCUUUUGCAAAUCCCACCUUCCGACGACGCAGGUCGUCUCUCUCCAGAUCCUGAUCGAUUGUCCCCGAGUCCGAAGCCCAGCCACCACCGCUAUUCCUCUCCUCCCGCUCCCCCUUCCGCUAUCGAGGCAAAUUCUAUGCAGGACCCGCAGCAAUCCGGGUUGCGACAACGACAUUCACUACAGGUGCCGAGAGCACCGAGUGUCCGGCGAAACAGCCGAGACCAAGGUGAGGACACCGCGUUUAGCAGCGGUCGACUCUCACCAACGUCAGCCGGGCCUCGUCGAACAUCUUUCAGCUUGAUGCGCCGCUCAACCAAGACAAACCCACUAGAUGCGCCGCUUGAUGAGGCGCCACCAGAUGAAGAGGCGGCACGAUGGGCGGAAGCAAUCAAGCAAAGACGGGCAUCACGACGGCGGCGGGAAGACGAUGACGAUGAACGAGUCAUCGUCGGGACCAAAGUGGACCAGAAUCACGUCAACUAUGUGACUGCCUACAACAUGUUGACUGGUAUUCGCUUCACCGUGUCGCGGAUCAACGCGAAGAUGGACCGGGAGCUUACCCCGGCAGACUUCGAGGCUAAGCACAAAUUCUCCUUUGAUAUCACUGGGAAUGAACUGAUUCCUUCCGCCAAGUACGACUUCAAGUUCAAGGACUAUGCUCCCUGGGUGUUCCGACACCUUCGUGCCAAGUUUCGCCUCGAUCCUGCCGACUACCUAAUGUCCCUCACCAGCAAGUACAUUCUGUCUGAGUUGGGAUCUCCCGGAAAGAGCGGAAGCUUCUUCUAUUUCUCGCGCGACUACAAGUAUAUCAUCAAAACCAUCCACCACGCCGAACAUAAGCUUUUGCGCAGGAUUUUACCUCUAUAUUACCGCCAUGUAGAGGAAAAUCCCAACACCUUGAUCUCCCAAUUCUAUGGUCUACACCGUGUCAAAAUGGCAUACGGCCGCAAGAUCCAUUUCGUCGUCAUGAACAACCUUUUCCCCCGCACCGCGAUAUCCACCAAACAUUCGACUUGA